AUGGAGGCUGGCUGCUCAGUGGGUGUCACUCUGCUCUGUGGCUUCGCCCUGGAACAGCUUACCCUGCAGCCGACCCUAGUGAGGCUGGGCCUGGAGCAACACACAUGUCGGCCUCAUGCUCUUCCAGUAUACUAUAGUAUUAUGGCUAAUAUACACUCAGUGGCCAGUUUAUUCACAAAUGGUUUGCUACUACAGACAAUACCGUGGCCGUAGCUUGCUAUAUAAGCAGGCAGACAGGCAUCGAGGCCUUCAGUUACUGUUCGAUUGAACGUUAGUGCAAGCUAACAGGCCGGCCACUGGACAAUUGAGGAGUGGAAAAACAUUGCCUGGUCCGACAAAUCCCGGUUCCUGUUGUGUCAUGCUGAUGGCAGUCAAGAUUUGACGUAAGCAGCAUGAGUCCAUGGCCCCAUCCUGCCUGGUGUCAAUGGUACAGGCUGGUGGUGUAAUGGUGUGGGGAAUGUGUUCCUGGCACACGUUAGGCCCCUUGAUAGUUGAGCAACGUUUGAAAGCCACAGCAUAUCUGAACAUAUCUGAACUGACCAGGUACAUCCCUUCAUUGGGCUCCCAAGUGGCGCAGCGGUCUAAGGCACUAAAUCUCAGUGCUUGAGGCGUCACUACAGACCCCCUGGUUCGAUUCCAGGCUGUAUCACAACCGGCCGUGAUUGGGAGUCCCAUAAGGCGACGCACAAUUGGCCCAGCGUCAUCCGGGUUUGGCCGGUGUAGGCCGUCAUUGUAAAUAAGAAUUUGUUCUUAACUGACUUGCCUAGUUAAAUAAAGGUAAAAAAAAAAAAAAAAAAAAAUAAUUGCUACAGGGGGGUCUGACCCGGUACUAGAUGAGUGUAUCUAAUAAACUGGCCACUGAAUGUGUAUGACUAGAGCACAAUAAUAAUAAAGUAUAUAACCACAAUUAAACCCCGGUGGUUCGAGCCCUGAAUGCUGAUUGGCUGAAAGCCGUGGUAUAUCAGACCGUAUACCAUGGGUAUGACAAAAAAUUACUUUUUACUGCUCUAAUUACGUUGGUAACCAGUUUAUAAUAUCAAUAAGGCAACUCGGGGGUUUGUGGUAUAUGGCCAAUAUACCACGGCUAAGGGCUGUUCUUAGGCACGACCGAAAUGUGCCUCAGAACAGCCCUUAGCCGUGGGCCUUAUUGCUUAAUGAGACCUCACCUUUGGUGGUCUCGGCCAGUCAGUCAUGUUACACAACUUCCAAAGCCCGCCUUGCCAAGCGAACACACUGCCACCUGGUGAUGCAACCUUGCCAAUGCAGACACCUGUCUGGGCUGAGGGGGCACCUGGCACCUGUCUUCCCCAGACACUACAAAUGUGGCACGGGAUGGUCGUUUGGGCCAUGGGUGUGCUUGUGAUUCUGCCUGGCUGGCUGGCCAACAUUGACCAGGUUCCUCUAGGCAACAUUUUUACAUUUACAUUUUAGUCAUUUAGCAGACGCUCUUAUCCAGAGCGACUUACAGGAGCAAUUAGGGUUAAGUGCCUUGCUCAAGGGCACAUUUACGUCAUUUAGCAGACGCUCUUAACCAGAGCGACUUAAAAAUUGGUGCAUUCACCCUAUAGCCAGUGGGAUAACCACUUUACACUUUUUUUUGGGGGGGGGGGGGGGGGUAGAAGGAUUACUUUAUCCUAUCCCAGGUAUUCCUUAAAGAGGUGGGGUUUCAAAUGUCUCCGGAAGGUGGUGAGUGACUCCGCUGUCCUGGCGUCGUGAGGGAGCUUGUUCCACCAUUGGGGUGCCAGAGCAGCGAACAGUUUUGACUGGGCUGAGCGGGAACUAUGCUUCCGCAGAGGAAGGGGAGCCAGCAGGCCAGAGGUGGAUGAACGCAAUGCCCUCGUUUGGGUGUAGGGACUGAUCAGAGCCCGAAGGUACAGAGGUGCCGUUCCCCUCACUGCUCCAUAGGCAAGCACCAUGGUCUUGUAACGGAUGCGAGCUUCAACUGGAAGCCAGUGGAGUGUGCGGAGGAGGGGGGUGACGUGAGAGAACUUGGGAAGGUUGAACACCAGACGGGCUGCGGCAUUCUGGAUGAGUUGUAGGGGUUUAAUGGCACAGGCAGGGAGGCCAGCCAACAGCGAGUUGCAGUAAUCCAGACGGGAGAUGACAAGUGCCUGGAUUAGGACCUGUGCCGCUUCCUGUGUAAGGCAGGGUCGAACUCUCCGAAUGUUGUAGAGCAUGAACCUGCAGGAUCGGGUCACCGCCUUGAUGUUAGCGGAGAACGACAGGGUGUUGUCCAGGGUCACGCCAAGGCUCUUCGCACUCUGGGAGGAGGACACAACGGAGUUGUCAACCGUGAUGGCGAGAUCAUGGAACGGGCAGUCCUUCCCCGGGAGGAAGAGCAGCUCCGUCUUGCCAGGGUUCAGCUUGAGGUGGUGAUCCGUCAUCCAUACUGAUAUGUCUGCCAGACAUGCAGAGAUGCGAUUCGCCACCUGGUUAUCAGAAGGGGGAAAGGAGAAGAUUAGUUGUGUAUCGUCAGCGUAGAAAUGAUAGGAGAGGCCAUGUGAGGAUAUGACAGAGCCAAGUGACUUGGUGUAUAGGGAGAAUAGGAGAGGGCCUAGAACUGAGCCCUGGGGGACACCAGUGGUGAGAGCACGUGGUGCGGAGACAGCUUCUCGCCACGCCACUUGGUAGGAGCGACCGGUCAGGUAGGAUGCAAUCCAGGAGUGAGCCGCGCCGGAGAUGCCCAGCUCGGAGAGGGUGGAGAGGAGGAUCUGAUGGUUCACACUCCAUACCGCAUCGCGCCUGGUGGUUCACACUCCAUACCGCAUAGCCAUGCCCUGCUCCAGUGAGAGGUGGCAGGCUUUGGUGACCGUGGGCUCUGUUAGGCAGUGUUGGGUUAGCAUCUAUUAUUCACCUCUCAUUAGCCUUGCAAUCACUGAACAUGCAUAAUGUAUGUAUUAUGUGCUGUGCAGUUCUGCAAGGUUAAUACCGUUAAUGCAGACUCUGCAGUAGGAUGCAGGGAGAGAGAAGGCUAGUAUUCACUACUACUAUGCAGCAUUGGUAGUGCACCACAGAAGGCUUUGAUCUCUCUCUCUCUCUCUCUGGGACCCCUGCCCUGUCUCAUGUCUCAUCCUGGAUGUGGGAUUAAGAGGAAUCAUUGGUCCAGUCCAAUCCCAAUCCUACUUCAAUGGUUACUGGUGGUAUAGAAAUUGAUUAAUCUAUUUCAUGCACUAAUAUGGACAAUUAGGCCUAGCUAUGAGUAUUCCCUUAGCCGCAUUGGAGAGAUCCACAUGGUUGCUCUCUCGUGUCAGUGAUCAAGAUGAAUUGCAGCAGUUCAUAUUUCUAGAUGAAUGGUCUUCCCCACUACAGUCAAUAAUAUUAUCCUCCAAUCUGUUGAAACAACUCCUCCCUCUGCUCGGUGAUCAAUGCGUUUUACUGUUCCGCAGGAAAUGUAGGCUAUCCAGUUUUCAUCAUGCACUGCUGAUAAUCCUUAGCCAAACUGUUUUCCCUACGUUUCACUGUUGUUUCACUACAAUGGUGGGCACAGCGUUCAGUCUGGUUUAACCCGGUUAGGUAAUCCUAGUGCAGGGCCAGAAUGCUGCUAUAGGGCAGGGAGGCAGUUUACCCUGUACCCUGCUAGCAGUCUGUGGUCCUCCCUCCCUCUCUCUCUUUCUUUCUUGCAUAACCAUCAUCUCUCACUCACAUGUUAUGCUAAUGCAAUGCAUGCAGCUGUGAGCAUGGGCAAUCCGACGUUUGAAGUGGCCGUACAGCAUUUACUGCAAUGCAGCCGCCGCAGACGUCAGGGCUUUCAUACUUCUUGCGCUUAGCAGAGCAGAGCUGUUGUGAAGGAAGUGAGUUUGUGUUUAUACAGGAUGUACCGCCCCCCCACCUACCGUUAACCAAUCAUGUCAUUGCGGAGCUAUACGGAGCCCUCCACAAAAUUUGAGAGGCGCGUUGCGGUACGGAGUGUGAUUUGGACUCUGCAUGCCUCCGGAAUCUCCGCAAUUGUGUCACACCCUCCAUACGAAGCCUCCGACCACAUUUUCGGAUCAAGCAUAAAUUGGCUUUUAGAGCAACAUAUGAUCAUUCGAGGAAACAAGGGGAGUGUAUUUGAAUAGCAUAUAAUCAAUUCACAUUAUCUGCAAUAAUAACAACAUGGUCUCCUCAAUGUAGUGGUGGAUGGAUAUUAACAUUCGAAAUGGAACUCAUUCAUAAGCCUGUGUUUGCUCAUGCAUUCAUUGAAUGUCCAAACACUGAUCAUGCAUGUCAGCCUCACUUAUAUUCUGGUACUGACCUUGUCUAACACAUAUUAUUCAAUGGAAGUUAUCAAUUGCCACAGUCCCCAUUCUUGGCAUUCUAUCUCCUAUUUAUUUUAUAACCAACACAGUUAGUUCUCCUGGAAUGUGUCAGCAUUCAGCCAGUGUGUCUGAUUACACAGGUCGAAAUCCUUGAUUAAGUCUGUUGGAUUAAUGCUUUGUUUACUGACCCUGAAUCCUUUACUCCUGCCCUAUGAAACCUCUUAGACCCAAAUGUCAUGGUUGUUUGUGUUUGUGUUGGAUGGCGCAGAGGAGUUUGCUCAGGAGGCACAUGUCCAAGCAGUCCGUUUCCGUCAGACACUUGCAUGACGAUCUGGCAUAAGGAGCAAGUCGGAUGGCCAAGUUUGAAAUCUGUUUCCUGUCGUUGCCCCUCAGUGACCCUUGGUUUGAACUUUGAUUGAAACAAGUAACAGAUUGAAAUGUUUUGCAAGAAAUGAAGCCAAACCUUUGAUGUUAUGUGAUCUCUCACUGCUGGGCAAGUGGGCAUUGUCUAUUGUAAACUACCACCAUAGAGAUCCUGUAGGCCUAUAUUUCUUCUAUGGCCUAUAGUCUACAUUAUUUUCUAGUACAGCAGUCUUGGUCUCACACAAACACGCACAGAUCGGCCUAAUCAGUUACACAAAGACUCUAUUGUCCGUCCCAGUGGUGGUAGCCCAGGGACUCUCCUUGGCAGAACCCACUGUCCUGAUCCCCUCCAAAAUACAGCUUCCUACCAUUUCACCCUGGGUCCACCGGUCUGCUGUGGAUGACCUCAAUAGUCCCCAGCCAAGAGCCAUUCAGGGUCACAUGGUUGUUGGCCGUGAUAACGAAUCCCCAAUCCAAUCCAGCCUGUGAACAAUUAACAAUUAAACAAGUAGAGGGAGAGUGGGGAACAAUUCUGCAUUGUUUCUGAGGCACAGCACAUGGGUGACAGUCCGGACCAGUUAGGGCUGGAUCGGGGUAAAGCAUUCUGGGUAAAUAGAGGGCAUAAAUGGACCAGGCCCAUAACUGCUAGUUUUCCAGACACACGCCCUCUAGUCCAAACACCGUUCCUCACCUCACACCGCUCCACUGAGUCAUGUUGUCGAAGAAGAAGGAUGACGACAGUGGAGGUGAACCCAGUAGGAGGAAGGUAAGACACGAGGAGGAGGAGGAUGGAUUAGGUUGGGACUGACAGGCUUCGGUAGAAGAUGCAAUUCAAUCUACAGAUGUGUACAGGCGUUUAUGGAUCUUAUUGUCUUGGGCCUCAUUGCUGGUGACUUUUUCUGCUUGUUCUGCAUUUGUUUGGUUGGCAGACGCAGACUUGUGUCCGAGCACUGUAUGGUGGGUGUGUAAGGGAGAAGGAGAGAAAGAGACGUUUGAGAGUGGCCGGUUUGAGGACUGUGUAUAUACGUUUGGUCAGUGCGACUCAGUUACCAUGAAGGGCUGUAAUACCAGUGUUUAAUAUAAUACCACGUGUGGACCCCAGGAAGAGUAGCUGCUGCUUCUGCAACAGCUAAUGGGGAUCCAAAUAAAACCAAUUCCACCAGCCAUGCCUCUCCCUCUGAGUGAAGAGGAAGGAAGCCAUGAUGAGGGAACCGAGUGGAUACUUGAAAAACCUGACUCACUAUCAUGAGUAUGCAAGACCUUUGUCUCUCCCAUGACUCAGAUCCAUUUGUCUGGUUGGUGGUGUUAAAUUCAGAUUGCACAUCCACGAUUCCCUCCCACUCCCUCUCUGUCUCUCAGUAGUCAUGCCGCAGCUUCCUGUAUAGAGAGGUGAACAGACACAUCUGGUACUCUGGAUGUUCUUCAGACAUUCUGUGGGCGUAUUUCAGCGUGACUGUGUCCUGUGUCAGUGUUUGUGCGUACACACACUCAUUAGACUGUUUACGAUUUGUUUUGCACUCAGAUGAUAAGCGGAAUGUUCGCACACAUUGAAGUGUAGUCCAGGUGCUUGGAAAACGAAACCGGAUAAGAUUAAAGAAGAACUACAUGAACAGAAAAAUAACUCAACUCUUUUGGUGCUGCAAAAUCCUAUUUUUAUCUGUGAAAUCUCCCUGGGCUCAUAUUUGGAGUGAUUUGUCCAGAUUGUAUAGUGUUACAUAUUCAUUCAACAACACCGCUCUACAUCACUGAGAUUAAUAUGCUUUUUAUCACGAUCACAUAUGUUAACGCUGGCUGUUUUAUUUUUCCAUUAAGUUACUGUGUCCUUGUUGCUGGUUUUAUGGCACCAGUAAGUAAUUCACCAAUAUUACCAGCAGCAGGAUUAACGUCAUAUUCCAUCCAAACCAAAGCUGCCUCUCUGGCUCUAGCCUGUUAGUAGAAUGUAGAUCUAACGAUGUUACUGCAGAUAAAUCGUGAUGUAACCAUUUGGUUGUUCACUGUAUGUAGAGUCUAGCUGACUAGGCUCAAUUCAGACCUUAGCAAUGAACUGUUGUGCUAAAUCAAUCGCUAGCCCCUAACCCGUAGACACUUGAUGCCUCCACACCCCUAAUAGAUCUUACAGAACCUGAUGUGGAUAAAUGGUGGGAACUCUACAUAGCCUUGAGUGCUACGGUUAUCAUAUUGCUUAGGCUAUACCCAUCUGAUACUUCCUUUAAGAUGUGCAAGGGGCCAACAAGAACAAAGUAUAUCAGGGAAGGAGUUACUGCAUUUUUAGUUUUUGACUGGGUGUUGGAGGUUGGACAUUGGUGCUUGUGUGGGCAUUGUGGUCUCAUUCCUCCCUCUCUGCCAGCAGAUCCAGUUUGCGGACCAGAAACAGGAGUUCAACAAACGUCCCACCAAGAUCGGCCGCCGCUCUCUGUCCCGAUCCAUCUCCCAGUCCUCCACAGACAGCUAUGGCUCAGGUACCGAGAAUAUGCACGCGCACACACACACCUGACACACUCACAAACCCCCACACACACCCUGUGCCUAACUCUAAUCACAGCCCAGGUACAGUAUCCAGUAUCACACUGAGUCUAUUUCCAGAUAUGUAGGGAGCAGGAAUGUUCUCUGUAACGUAUAACUGGAUGAAGAGGAAGGAGACGAUACAGGCCACAGAGAGCUGCUAGUGUUCUCUCUAGUUUCUAACACUGUGUUCCAGUGAAUAAGAACUGCAGCAACACACACCAAUGUCCUUGUGAAAAUUUGAGAUAGGUUUUUUUCUUUUUCUGGCAGGCAUGCCAGUGUAAGCCGAUUUUAAGGUUGGGGGUCCAUAAAAGAGAGGGAGAGAGGAAGUCAGAGGGUGAGAGAAAGGUAGAGGAGAGGGAACAUUCCCACUAUACUAGUAGUCCUGAUCACCUGCUUUUCCCACUCCUGCUUGUUCCCAGGGCUACUAUAGGCCCCUUUCAAGAGAGGGGGAGAAAGAGAGAGGAGAGGUGACAUUACCACUGAAGCGCUGGGAAUGGCUCUGUAGUAGGAUAAGGAGGGGCCUGUCAGUCCUGCGUGUCUUAAAAAGGGCAUGUUACAACCAGUGUUGUAAACAUGUUUGUCAGGAAAGAAUUGUGAAAGACCGCAUCCCUGGUGUGACUGGCAAUCCCCUAUGUGGCCUCUCAUUCGUCCACUCGUGAAGUGAUUUUGAGAUGUCCCUCACAACCUACCUGGCUGUUCCUCAUCUUUUUGAAUGUCACGCACAGACACACUCACCGGCCGCUUCGCCCAAAUGCCUCAGAAGUCCACUCUCUCUCCUUUCUUCUUUGUCCUCUCACUGUACCUCAUUGCAUUCUGUCCCCCCCCCCUCUCUCCCUUUCUCUUUCUCCCCCACUGGCUACUCUCUCUUUCCUGAUCCCCAGCCCUGUAAUCCCCAGCCCUCAGCUCUGUGGUUGCUGUAAUUAUUCCCACAGAAAGAGUCAACUGAGUCAGUGUCCUGACUCACCCUUCUCUCUCCCUCUGUCUCUUUCUUUCCGUCUUUCUCUCUCUCCCGCUCACAUGCUCUCUGUCCCAGCCCUGGGCCUUGAGUGCGCACACACCACACACAUACACACACACACACACACACACGCUGUGGGAGAGCUGUAAUUCGGCUUAAGGUGUUCACAUGCUUCCCAUCUGAAACAGUUCGUAGAUAUAUUAUGAUAUUUUGUGCCAUUUUUGUUUGUUUUAGUCUUCAGCAAUGGUGUUUUCGGCUGUUCGUGCACACACAUCUACGCCCUUCGUCGGUGAUUGGUCAACAGUAGGCAUUCUUCAAUUAAGUGUUUGUUGUCAUUCAAUGAGAUACGACCUGUUUUCACGCACAUUGUUUCUCUUGAGAAAUACUGCAUCUAACCAAAAGAUGGAUGUAAAAUUGCAUGACUAAGAUCUCCCCGGCAAAAACUUCAAAAUGAAUGACAGAUUUCUUGAAUUAUCUUAGAUUAAUUCUGACUAUUUUGAGGAAGUGUAUACCGGCUACGGCGUCUCAAGAUGGACAAACAGUACCAUUGCCACUUUUUUCUUGUUUUUCAAGCGAAGGUCUUUUAACUGAGUAUGUGUAGCACAGAUGUUCACUUUGCCUAGCCGAGUUCUGCUAGGAUCAAACCGAACCUAGUAUGUAGACGCCCAUGCUCUGCAGGUGUAUUCUGCCCUGCCCUGGGGCUCAGUCCUUAGAUAUAGCUCAUAAUGUGAGCUAUGCAGUUGUUUUGGACAUCAGAGUAGAUUGUGGCCUAGUGUGUGGUCAGGUCACGUAUGUUGUUAGUUUAAUGUCUAUAUCCUGAGGGCAUGUUGAAUGUGCAUUAUUGUGUGUGUGUGUGUGUGUGCAGCUCGCGUGCUGCUGUUGAGUGUGUGUGUAGACGUGCUGUUGCGUGUGUGUUGUGUCCUGUCCUGUACUCUGAAUCCUCUCUUCUCUGUCCUGCUCUCUCUUUUAGCUGCGUCGUACACGGACAGCUCUGACGAUGAGACCUCUCCUCGGGACAAGCAGCAGAAGAACUCCAAGGGCAACGGAGACUUCUGCAUCAAGAACAUCAAGCAGGCCGACUUCGGACGCAGGGAGAUCGAGAUCGCUGAGCAAGGUGGGUUAGGGCUAGAGGUGUGUGUGGCAAGGUGGAAGAUGUGUGUGUGAGAGAGGGAGAGAGAGUUAGUCUCCCGAGCUAGUCUCCCGAGUGGCGCAGUGGUCUAAGGCACUGCAUCGCAGUGCUAGCUGUGCCACUAGAGAUCCUGGUUCGAAUCCAGGCUCUGUCGUAGCCGGCCGCGACCGGGAGACCCAUGGGGCGGCGCGCAAUUGGCCCAGCGUCGUCCAGGGUAGGGGAGGGAAUGGCCGGCAGGGAUGUAGCUCAGUUGAUAGAGCAUGGUGUUUGCAACGCCAGGGUUGUGGGUCCCCCACAGGGGGUAUGAAAGAAAUAAAAAAUAAUGUAUGCACUAACUAACUGUAAGUCGCUCUGGAUAAGAGCGUCUGCUAAAUGACUAAAAUGUAAAAUGAGAGAGUGUGAUUCUGUGAUGGUGUGUUCCCAGCCUGUGAGAUACACAGCAGGGGGCCACAGGCCUCUUCCACUAAGACCCAAUCAAGCACACUGUGAUGGGACACGCCAUCCUCUGCUGAAACCCAACAGGACACACAGCUGACCACUCACAGUCCUACGUGUCUGUACUGCACCACUGACCACUCACAGUCCUACGUGUCUGUACUGCAUCACUGACCACUCACAGUCCUACGUGUCUGUACUGCACCACUGACCACUCACAGUCCUACGUGUCUGUACUGCACCACUGACCACUCACAGUCCUACUUGUCUGUACUGCAUCACUGACCACUCACAGUCCUACGUGUCUGUACUGCACCACUGACCGCUCACAGUCCUACGUGUCUGUACUGCACCACUGACCGCUCACAGUCCUACGUGUCUGUACUGCACCACUGACCGCUCACAGUCCUACGUGUCUGUACUGCACCACUAACCACUCACAGCCCUACAUGUCUGUACUGCACCACUGACCACUCACUGUCCUACGUGUCUGCACUGCAUCACUGACCACUCACAGUCCUACGUGUCUGUACUGCAUCACUGACCACUCACAGUCCUACGUGUCUGUACUGCACCACUGGUUCCACAUAAUCCCAAGUGUCUAUACUGCAUAUCAUACAUAGCCUUGUCUACUACUCAACACAUAACCCCAACACUGUCUGUACAGCUGACCUCAGAUAGCCCUAACUCUGUCUGUACAGCUGACCUCAGAUAGCCCUAACUCUGUCUGUACAGCUGACCGCAGUCUGUACUGCAGGCUAAAUGACGUAAAUGUAAAUGUACAACACUUUCAAGUUUUCUAAGUCUAUAUACAGCUGACCUCAGAUAGCCCUGGCUCGGUAGGCCUUAUCACUUCUAGGCAAAACCCCGCCUUAUCUUACCUCAUUGGUCACCAUAGCAACACCCACCUGUAGUAUGCGUUCCAGCAGGUACCAAAGCUAACACCUCCUUUGGCCGCCAUUCCUUCCAGUUCUCUGUUGCAAAUGACUGGAAUGAACUGCAAAAAUCUCUGAAGCUGGAGACACUUAUCUCCCUCAUUAACUUUAAGCAUCAGUUGUCAGAGCAGCUUACCGAUCACUGCACCUGUACACAGCCCAUCUGUAAUUAGCCCACCCAACUACCUCAUCCCCAUAUUGUUAUUUAUUUUGCUCAUUUGCACCCCAGUAUCUCUAUUUGCACAUUUACAUUUUUACAUUACAUUUUAGUCAUUUAGCAGACGCUCUUAUCCAGAGCGACUUACAGUUAGUGAGUGCAUACAUUAUUUUUUUUAUUUUUCAUACUGGCCCCCCAUGGGAACAUCGUCUUCUGCACAUCUAUCACUCCAGUGUUAAUACUAAAUUGUAAUUCUUUUUCACUAUGGCCUAUUUAUUGCCUUACCUCCAUAACUUACUACAUUUGCACACACUGUAUAUAUAUUUUCUAUUGUGUUACACACAUGGCUCAAGCUCUGAAUGUCUAGGUGACAGACCAUUGACAGAGCAACAGAACCCAGAGGGGAAAGAUUCCACCAUCUGGCAGGGUUCCCAAAGCACAUUGGCCAGCUAACUUUGAUUAACCACGCUUAAGCAAGGGGAUCCAUUUUUUGAUUAUUUAUUUAUUUAUUUAGCAUUUUAAAGAUUAUACAGAGAAGGAUGCCUUUUUAAAGUAUUGGAACAGGACCAAUGGUUUUGUAGUAAUGUUGUGUCAAAAAUAACCUCUCCUCCACACAGAGAUGCCAGCCCUCAUGGCCCUGAGGAAGAGAGCCCAGGGAGAGAAGCCUCUGGCUGGAGCCAAAGUGGUGGGCUGCACCCACAUCACCGCUCAGACAGCCGUGAGUUACACACACACACACACACACACACACACACACACACGCCACCAUCCACCGCUCAGCCCAUUGUGUCUGCCGCUUCUGCUCAGAACCACAACUCACAGGCGUACUGAAUGGCACUAGUCUUAAGCCAGCUUUACACAUCUUUUAGCAGCAGCGCUAGCAAUGCUGGCUUUGCGUUGAACACAAUUGUCUCCAUUGGCUGUGUCCUAACUGAACGUCCGGUCUGUGUGUGUUGUACAGGUGUUGAUGGAGACUCUGUCUGCCCUGGGGGCUCAGUGCAGGUGGGCUGCCUGUAACAUCUACUCCACUCAGAAUGAGGUGGCAGCUGCUCUGGCUGAGGGAGGUGAGUGUCAACAGGGCUGCUUCAUUUGAGCGUCUGUGUCGUGUGGGAGCUCUUUCUCUGUCACGACCGCUGGCUCUCUCAGUGCCCAUCAAAUCAAUUAAAUGGUAUGAUAUUCAUAAGAAUAUGCUGCAGUGCCAAAUUUCUCUCUCUCUCUCAGGGUUCUCUGUGUUUGCGUGGAAGGGCGAGUCAGAGGAUGACUUCUGGUGGUGCAUCGAUCGCUGUGUCAACCUGGAGGGCUGGCAGCCUAACAUGGUACGUCCGUCUGUCACCCUCAAUCCCUCUAUCUCUCAGUAACAGACUGGCACCCAGACUUUGUUUACGGUGUAAAUGAUCCUGAUCAGUUAGAAAUACACAUUGUGUGUCCUGUUCCAGAUCUUAGAUGACGGCGGAGACCUGACCCACUGGAUCUAUAAGAAAUACCCCAACAUGUUCAAGAAGAUCAAGGGCAUCGUGGAGGAGAGCGUCACUGGAGUACACAGGUGGGUGGAUCACUACUCACCACACAACCUCAUUAUAAGUUGACUCGUUGUCUAGACUGAGAAAAACAGUAUUUUGUCAGGGGUUUGUUUUGAAGUGAGUGGCCUAUCUUCUAUGGCCAUGUCUCCAUCUAGUGGCCAAAACGGGUAGUGUCAGGUUUCACUGCUUCAUUAUGAUGCCCCUCUGUUGCUACUCUUUGUAUAGGUUGUACCAGCUGUCCAAGGCGGGGAAGCUGUGUGUCCCGGCCAUGAAUGUCAACGACUCUGUGACCAAGCAGAAGUUUGACAACCUCUACUGCUGCAGGGAGUCCAUCCUGGACGGGUAGGACAACUCUGACAUGCCCUACUCUAAGCAGAGGAGAAGAUUACUUCAUUGUCCGUUGUCACAUGUAAUUGUCUUUGGGUGCUGACGGCCAGGAGUAAUCCCAUUGUUUACGGAUGACUUAAACAUUUGUCAUGCUAACUUCCUGUGAUUUGUGUUUCUUCUCUCUCCCUCCAGUCUGAAGAGGACCACUGAUGUAAUGUUUGGGGGAAAGCAAGUGGUGGUGUGUGGAUAUGGAGAGGUAAGAGUCUGUCUUACCUACUGUAUAUUGGUGAUGGGGAAAACAAUUGGUAGUUACAUAUUAUUUGUGGACGAUAUUAUAUUGAUAUUUGACUCCGGCAAGGGUCCGAAAGACGGGACCCUACACAGGGCAAUGUCCCCAAUCGCUGCCCUGGGGCAUUGGGAUAUUUUUCUAGACCAGAGGAAAGAAUGCCUUCUACUGGCCCUCCGACACUACUUCCAGCAGCAUCUGGUCCCCCAUCCAGGGUUCGAGCAGGACCAACCCUGCUUAGCUUCAGAGGCAAGCCAGCAGUGGGAUGCAGGGUGGUAUGCUGCUGGCAAUCUAAACACCUUAUUAUAUAAAAAUGGACCACCAGAGGACACUGUUUACCAUCCAAGUCUGUAGUGUAGCCUCCAUCAGUCCUAUGCCCAUGUGUGUUUUUAUUUGUGCAUCCAUAGGUGGGGAAGGGUUGCUGUGCUGCUCUCAAGGCCAUGGGCUCCAUCGUGUACGUCACAGAGAUCGACCCUAUCUGUGCCUUGCAGGCCUGGUAAGUUCAACCAAUCAGAGCCUGGUACAUGAACGAAUCGGCCAAAGGCAGCAGGGUGAACAAGGAAGUAACGCGUUUGUUUCCCGUCCCUGUUCAGCAUGGAUGGCUUCAGACUGGUGAAGCUGAAUGAAGUCAUCAGACAAGUGGACAUUGUCAUCACCUGCACAGGUGAACAACUCUCCCUUGUCCCCUCGGUCAGCACUAGAUGGCCACAUUAGAACAGAUAAGUGGCAACAGUGUCAGAACUAACAACCAGGUGCAAGUACAUGAGCUGUUUCGCGUUUAAGUCAGGGUUAGGGUUUAGAUUUUUGGGGGUAAAAUCACAUUUGUAACCACUAAACCACUAUACUCCCAUCGUUUCCAACAUGGGCAUAGCAACAACAACCAUCUUCUCCCUACGGCUUUACUGCUUGACUGAUUCAGCCUGCACCACUCUAUUCACACACAAACACACCCACUCUCUCCCAGCAGCCUAGAGGGUGACCAGGUAGUAGGCAGUAGGGUAUAGACCAGUGGUCACCAACCGGUCGAUCGCGAUCUCCAAGGCAUUCCUAGUCACCAAACAUUUCUGUAAAAAAACAACGAUAAAUCCUUGCGUUCCUAUUUUUCAUUUCGAGCUGUUGGCGGUAGGUGCACUUGAUUCAGCAGCCCUAGCGCCGGGAAGGCAAAAGUGUUCCCAUUCUGAACCAUUUCAUGUGUCUGAAGGUAGAACUCUGCCUACCCGGCAGGCCCAGAUAUCAAAUCAAGUGCACCGAUAGGCCUUCCGUUGGCCAAUCAGAUAGCUCAGAUCACCGUGUCUGCACAGUUUCCUCGAGCCAUAGACUGUAAAAAGAAGCCUCUAACGCACAGCAAAGUUGAUACUGUGAGAUUUCAAAACUUUUAAAACAUGACUAGAGAGAGACUCAACGAAUACAGCAAAGAGCUGUAUGUUUAAAUUGUUAUUCAGCACUGUCAACACUUUUAUAAUCCAUAAAAUGCGCAUCCUCCCUACUUCCACUCACGCUACAACCGGCACUGCAGCUGCAAUGAAUGAGUAGGCUAUAGCAAAGUGUUUCGAUAAGCUUGCGUUGUUAUUAUUAGCAGCUUGGGACUUUUUUAAUAUCGAGGAAUAUUUCACUUUCUCGGGUCAUAGGAGUAACAACAUGAAUUGGUGCAUGAGGCAGAAAUAAUGCAGUGCUACUUGAGUUUCAGCUGGAAGACUGUGUCCCCUUUUCUCAGAGGAGGGAGGGAGAGAGAUAGAGGGACAGUGAGUCAGGUGGGAGACAGCCUCACCGCUGCUCCUUCCCUCCCCUCAGACUGACCAUCAGAUGCAGGCCAUCAGUCCAGUAAAAAAAAAAGCUAAUUAUUAUGCUCACUCAGCUGUGCCUCACAAGUAAUACAACAAAUGAUCUAUUACCAGUGUGAUCAUGUACCUAAACAUUUUAAAUAUCAUUUCAAAAUGGUCUAAGAACAACAUUGGCAGGGCAAUUCAAGUAUAGCCAAUAUGCAGUGAUAAUGCGUAAGCUUACAUUUUAAAGUUAUGUAAAAAAAAAAAAAAAUCGGCUUGCAUUUUUGACUCAGAAAGUGAUCUUGACUCAGAAAGGGUUGGUGACCACUGGUAGAGACAUUUACAGAAGUCAUCUCAAGCACUACGACCUAGCAGCCAGUCAGUCAGUGUUCCACAUUGAUUCAAUCAGAGUGAAGGGUUAAUUGCGACAGACUGCAUACCUCCCUAGUUAAUUAAGCCUAUUGACCAGCUGCAGUCAUCCACGUUAAUUGAAAAAGGAUAGACAACCUUAAUCCCUCAUGCGAAUGUGUAUGAGUGCACAUGCAAGUAAACACACUAAGACUUACUUUGAGGCACGCGAUGCAAUUUAGACACAUUAUUCAUACAGUAGGUGGAUGUAGAGAGCUAUGGUGCAUUUUGAGUAGAUUUUUUAAUUUUUAUCUAGUGCAGGAGAUUUAUUCCAAGCAUAAUUUGUGUCGCAUAUACAGCAACAUAAUUCCUUUUGAAGUGAUAUCAACAGCAACAUUGAGCAUAUAUCUGCCUUAUUGGUAGUAUUCGCCUUUCUCCUCUGCCCACUUAUGCAUUUCUCUGACAUUUCAGUGUACAGUAGUGAACAUGAUGAUUGUGAGAGGGUAAUAUUGAUGGUAUGUUUAUGAUGUUCCCUCUACUCCAGGAAAUAAGAACGUGGUGUUGAGAGAAUACUUGGACCGUAUGAAGAACGGCUGUAUCGUCUGUAACAUGGGACACUCAAACACCGAGAUUGAUGUGGUGAGUAAAGUGUGUGUGUGUGCAUAUUGGUGGGAGGUGGGGGGUGGGGGGUUGUAUGUACGUGUGGGUGUGUUAUUGUGACUGUCUGUGACAGCUUAACUGAUCGUGUGGGUGGAAACACGGCUGUCACCAAUGCUUGUCACGUUAUUGUCACUGUGGGGGAAGCUGUGAUAUGACAACGUCCCUGACCUGACGUUGUCAUAGUUACGGGUUGGCUCACUGUUGCCUAUGCCUGUCACUUCUUAUCACUCUUACGGUGACAUCCUCAGGGUCAUAGGGAAACCAUUUUCAUAGUGACUGUUGUCAUCAGGGCCUGAAACUAACUUUUGCGCCAGAUACAGUACCAGUCAAAAUAUUGGACACACCUGCUCAUUCAAGGGUUUUUCAUUAUUGUUACUAUUUUCUACAUUGUAGAAUAAUAGUGAAGACAUCAACACUAUGAAAUAACCCAUGUGGAAUCAUGUAGUAUCCAAAAAAGUGUUAAACAAAUCAAAAUAUAUUUUAUAUUUGAGAUUCUUCAAAUAGCCACCCUUUGCCUUGAUGACAGCUUUGCACACUUUUGGCGUUCUCUCAACUAGCUUCAUGAGGUAGUCACCUGGAAUGCAUUUCAAUUAACAGGUGUGCCUUGUUAAUUUGUGGAAUUUCUUUCCUUCUUAAUGUGUUUGAGCCAAUCAGUUGUGUUGUGACAAGGUAGGGGGGUAUACAGAAGAUAGCCCUAUUUGGUAAAAGACCAAGUCCAUAUUAUGGCAAAAACAGCUCAAAUAAGCAAAGAGAAACGACAGUCCAUCAUUACUUUAAGACAUGAAGGUCAGUCAAUACGUAACAUUUCAAGAACUUUGAAAGUUUCUUCAAGUGCAGUCGCAAAAACCAUCAAGCGCUAUGAUGAAACGGGCUCUCAUGAGGACCGCCACAGGAAUGGAAGACCCAUAUUUACCUCUGCUGCAAAGGAUAAGUUCAUUAGAGUUACCAGCCUCAGAAAUUGCAGCCCAAAUAAAUGCUUCAGAGUUCAAGUCACAGACACAUCUCAACAUCAACUGUUCAGAGGGGAAUGUGUGAAUCAGGCCUUCAUGGUCAAAUUGCUGCAAAGAAACCACUACUAAAGGACACCAAUAAGAAGAAGAAGAGACCUGCUUGGGCCAAGAAACACGAGCAAUGGACAUUAGACCGGUGGACAUUUGUCCUUUGGUCUGGAGUCCAAAUUUGAGAUUUUUGGUUACUACAUGAUUCCAUAUGUGUUAUUUCAUAGUUUUGAUGUCUUCACUAUUAUUCUACAAUGUAGAAAAUAGUUUUUAAAAAAUAAAGAAAAACCCUUGAAUGAGUAGGUGUGUCCAAACUUUUGACUGAUACUGUAGAUUUCAAAAAUCUACCAGCCACUCUGAUUUUUUUACCAGCCAAAAUAUUUUGGGCCCAUAAUAAUAAAAUAAAAACAUAUGAGCAUGCUUUGUAAUGUUUUUAAAACAAUAAAUGUAUUACUAGUUAGAGGUGAUGUGGUAUAUUGCUGAAUGUUAUUUCAUUUUUUUGUGACCUGAGUUUUUUUACCAAAAUAUCACAGAUGAGAUCAAAAAUUUUCAGCUGCCUCUUGAAGGGCGGGAGGUUACCGUGGUAACAAGAGCACUGAGCUGCUGGAGUCGCCUGCUCUCCUCAGUGACAGUGUGCCUGUGAUAUAGAGAAUCUGACUAGUAGCCAAUGUCUUUGCUAGCACUGAAAUAUUGAACAACACCCUAGCUUGUGAACAAAACAAUGUAAAUAGCCAAGAAACAAAAGGACAAAUUCUCAUUUUAGACUUUCAAGUAAAUUAGACCAGCUUUUAUGCUUGUGCGCACCGGUUCUAAAAUUAGUCUUCAACACAGUGCACACAGCUCCCCAGCCAGGCAGUGUUGCUGCGCGUUGCGUGAUAUUAUUGUAGGAUUCGUAGUUCUUUGUGUGAUUAGCUACCAGCUAUGAAACAAAAUGACAAACACUUUGAGAACAGCUACUGCAGAAUUUAUUUAGCUAUAAAUGAGCUCAUACUUGAUUUCUAACUAAAUUUGAUUUGCAAAUGGGAGUGAAAUACCAACGUGGCUGGUGAAAUGGACAUCUUACCCACCAAUGCCAAAAUCUACCCGCAGGUGUCAAUUUUAGGCCCUGGUUGUCAUAGUGAAACUGCUCUCAUGGUAACUGCUUCCUGUCCGUUUGUUGUCCUCUCCUCCAGGCGAGCCUGCGGACCCCGGAGCUGACCUGGGAGAGAGUGAGGUCACAGGUGGACCACGUCAUCUGGCCUGACGGCAAGAGGAUAGUGCUGCUGGCUGAGGUUAUCUAUCUAUCAUCAUCAUCGUCACGUUAAUAACAGCCUGUCCAUGACGGUAGUGCCUCAAUCACUGCUCAGUCACAAGGGUCAAUGAUCCGAUCUAUAAAUCCUCUCGACUUCCAGAUAACUGGGCGUGAAUAGCUCCAAAUGAGCCAUAUGUAAUUGUGCAACAACCCCUAUCGGGGGCUGAGCCUGGUAAACUAGCAGUGCGUCUACACCACACUCCCUCUCUCAUAGCAGAGUCUCUCUCUCUCUCUCUCUCUCUCUCUCUCUCUCUCUCUCUCUCUCUCUCUCUCUCUCUCCUCUCUCUCUCUCUCUCUCUCUCUCUCUCUCUCUCUCUCUCUCUCUGUCUCUGUCUCUGUCUCUGUCUCUGUCUCUGUCUCUGUCUCUGUGUGUGUGUACGCAGCAAUCUCUGACAGAAUGAAACCACCGUGAGAGAGAGCCAGGUAGAAUGACGGGCAGGCCAGGUGCUUCAGUGCGUCUGCUGUUUUGAUCUCCUCCAGGCUUUAAUCAGAGAAUAGAAUCCCCCUCUGCUGUUUGUUUGCCACUGUCUUCUCUCUUCUUGACUCUAUUCUCUCCAUCUUCACUCCUGGACUCUCUCGCUUCUCCUCUACUGUCUUUAAUCUGAGAGGCUUUUUCAAAGAGAAAUGGCUUUGUUAGCUUGGUUCUCCGGAGCUCAUCUGUGGUCGGUGUUCUGUUCUCCUGACUCACUCCCCCCUCUACAGAACAGGGAAGUGUGGGCUGCCUCAGUUCCACCAGGCAGUGUGUGCAUACUGCAUAAAGUAACAGUACUGUUACUGCUACUCGCAGGGAAUUGAAACUAAAGCACCACCAAAGCUUCAUUUCUACAUACUAACACAACAUGUUGCAGCUCUCUGGGGGGAAAAAGAACAUUAUUGCAGGCAUUCUGUGUCACUUAGGAGUGUAUGAUAGCGGUAGUAAAUGUAGAUCAGUUCCUCCUCCUUUGUGAAUGCUGCCUCAUUAGCAGUCUCAGCUCAGUAACAGUCCCAUUUUCUCUCUCUGUUUACACCAUAUCUCUCUGAGACAACAGGCAACUCUUCUGUUAUUCUGAUCUUGGACUCAGCAACACUGUUUUUGACAUUUGACGAUGUCGAUGUCACCCCCCCCACACGCACACGCACACGCUCACUGUAUCUUAUCAUUGAGAUGGAGGUGAAGGCAGUUUUCUCUGAUUCUGUGUGCUGUUAACUGGUUGUUAACCCAAUGUGUGUCUCUAUCUGUCCUCAGGGUCGUCUUCUGAACCUGAGCUGCUCUACAGUCCCCACCUUUGUCCUGUCCAUCACCGCCACCACCCAGGUACCGUGUGUGUGUGCGUUUUGUGAUUUGUGUGUAGGGUGGAUCAGCGUCGGUGUGUGUGCUCCACUUCGUACAGUAAUCGUAGCGAUUAGGGUCCUGUCAUUGCUCUGCCGCUGACCCCAGGCCAGGCCGUGUGCGUCAUGAGAGCGACCUUGGCGUUGCCAUGGUAACCGAUGUGUUUGAUUGACAUCUGGGUCUUGUCUCAUACCUCAGGCGCUGGCUCUGAUAGAGCUGUAUAAUGCCCCAGAGGGACGUUACAAACAGGAUGUCUACCUGCUGCCCAAGAAGAUGGGUAAGAGACCGUGCUCUAUGUCCACAGACAUACUCCUUCAUCCAUCCUCUGUACUCAACCAUCCGGCUCACACACACACGCUCCCUCAUCCUUAUCCUCUCAGGCCUCAGCCGAGGCAUCCAGUAGUGACCUGACAGCACCCGUCCCCCUGUCUGAACCUCUGACAAAACCCUUUUAGGAGAAAACAUUGAGUUGAAAGGGAAUCAGCCAGAAUGCACAACAAAGACUCAACUCAGCAAAGAGAAGCUAUAGAUAUACAGGAUAGGGAAAGGGAAGGCUAGCAUGACCUUAAAGAUAUUUCGAAGCAGCUCUGUACUAACUCAUCCCCUGCAGCCAUGUCUUGGAUUGGGUUAUUUAUGUUCUACGUCAUGAUCCAAACCAAACACUGGGUGUUAGUAUAUCAGGGUGUGUUUGCGGCGUUUGGUCUUUUUUUCUAUUCAUUUACAGUCAUUGCACUGUCUGGGAAAUAUAUAAUUCAUAGUAGAAUGCAUCCUAUUUAGAGAGGAGUGUGUGUGUCUGGGUGUAUGCGUGCUUUGUGUGUGUGUGUGUGUGUGUGUGUGUGUGUGUGUGUGUGUGCUUCGUUCAUAGUAGAAUACAUCUCAUGGAGAGCCUGAGUGUGCAUGUGUUGGUGUGUGUUUGCAGCUGGCAGCGUAGCCGGGUCUCUGCCCCCCCCCCCCCGUAUAGAGUAAAAGCAGGGAGGACGAGAUGGACUGGCAGAGAGGCUCAAUAUAGGUCAGUCUGUCAGAGCCUGCUGCUAAGCUCACUGCACCAUCAUUGACAGGGAGAGAUCGAGACGAGAGAAGCAGCCCUAGUGUGCUCAGCUAACCCCUCACAAACAAAUAAAUUAAUAAAUAACCGACAGCCCUGUGUCCCUGCUAGCUAGAGUAACUUGGCUCUCUCCUCUCACUCUCUCUUUCUGUCUCUCACUCUCAUCCAUUUUUCUCUCGCUCGCUCUGUCCCUCCCACCCCCCACUCCCUCCAUCUUUUCUCUCUCCCUCUGUAUUAUUCCAGAUGAGUAUGUGGCCAGCCUUCACCUCCCUACGUUCGAUGCCCACCUCACAGAGCUGAGUGAUGAGCAGGCCAAGUACCUGGGCUUGAACAAGAACGGGCCCUUCAAGCCAAACUACUACAGGUAAAUAUUAAUGCCCUGAAGGCUUAGAUUGCUUGCUAAUAUUGUAUGUCAUAUAUUUAAUGUGACAUACACUGAGUAUACCAAACAUUAGGAAGACCCCCCCCCCCCCCCCCCGUCCCCCGUCCCCCCCGUCCCGUCAGGGCAUGGACUCUACAAGGUAUUGAAAGUGUUCCACAGGGAUGCUGGCCCAUGUUGACUCCAAUGCUUCCCACAGUUCUGUCAAAUUGGCUGGAUGUCCUUUGGGUGGUGGACCAUUCUUGAUACACACGGGAAACUGUUGAGCGUGAAAAACCCAGCAGCGUUGCAGUUCUUGACACAAACCAAUGCACCUGGCACCUACUACCAUUCCCCGUUCAAAGGCACUGAAAUAUUUUUUGUCUUGCCCAUUCACCCUCUGAAUGGCACACAUAUACAAUCCAUGUCUCAAGGCUUAAAAAUCCUUCUUUAACCUGUCUCCUCCCCUUCAUCUACACCAGCGUUCUUCAAUUCCGGUCCUGGAGGGCCGAAACACUUCUGUUUUGUAUUUCUACCUGGUAGUUAAUUGCACUCAACUAGUGUCCCAUGUCUGAAUUAGCCCCUGAUUAGAAGGAGAGGAUGAAAAAUAGAGGUGUUUUUGGCCCUCCCAGGACCGGAAUUGAAGAACCCUGAUCUACACUGAUUGAGGUGGAUUUAACAGGUGACAUCAAUAAGGGAUCAUAGCUUUCACCCGGUCAGUCUGUCAUGUAAAGAGCAGGUGUUCUUAAUGUUUUGUGUACUCAGUGUAUAUGUUUCGUGGUGUUACGUUAUACAGUGUAUCAGCGUUAUAAUGAGAAAUAAGACGGCUAUGCAGGUAGAGAGAUAUCCACAGUGCAAGAUUGUUCCAUUCUUCCCAUGUUACAUAACAGUAACUGUAACGACAUGAUUUGACAUUCGUUUUUUCUCCCCAAGGUAUUAAACCAACUCUGAAAUGAAGAAAAUACAGAGGCUCCAUAAAUCGUACAGAACCCAGAAGAAAGGAGAGAGGAGGACGGAAUAGUCGCAUACCUGCUUUUUACAGGAGAGGGGAGGAGCUCUGUGCUAAUUGCUCAGAGUGGAAGGCGUGGCUUUACCUGCGCUUUGGCAGUGUUUAUUUAUUUACGCUAGAAUAACGUAACUCUAACCUUUUUGAGCUGCUCCUGCCAUUUUGCGCUCCUUAGCAAGCGUCUCCUGGAGAUUCCACCAUUUCAUCGUCUUCUCUUAGCUACUUGUUUGUCUGUCAGUCAGUCGUACGUAAAAACUCCAUUACGAGAUAUUUUUAUUGUUCGUUUAAAAAACUAUUGAUGAAGAAAAAACAAACAAACUGAAAUGUACAAAAAAUCUCUGUGAAUGAAAGAUGACCUCUGAAGAUUUAGUGAUGGACGUGUGGUUCAUGUCCUAUUGUCUUUAUGUUCUACUCUUGAUUUCUGUUUUGUUUUCAAAUAUAAAUUGAAAGGGAUUCGAUGAAAAGGUGUGAGGGGGAGGUCACUGGGUCCAAUCAUAUCCUGUCUUUUAUUUGAUAAUGUGAUUCAGAUGUAUUCUUUGUCUUGUUUUUAAGUAUGUUUUAAUGCGUUGGUUCUCCUAUUCCCUCAAUUGAACUGGACAGUGACUGGCGUGGGGGCGGGGUCUUUCCCUGUGAUUGGUUGGGACCCCUCUCCCACCUGUCACUCAAAUACAGUGACUCCAUCUCAGCUGCCUGUACCACAGCCUCUGUUGCUCAGCUCCCAAACUGCUCACAUAAUGAUGAUGGUGUUGAAGUUAUAUGAAAAGUAUUCCACCAACCAGAGUUUAUGACAUCCAUCCAUGAUGUCCGGAGCUAGAUUCUCCUAUCAAAGCAUUAUACUGUAUUAUAAACUGGGUAGUUCAAGCCCUGAAUGCUGAUUGGCUGAAAGCUGUGGUAUAUCAGACCGUACACCACCAUGACAAAACAUUUAUUUUU
Molecule: messenger RNA, 22564 nt
Organism: Coregonus sp. 'balchen'
Lineage: Eukaryota; Metazoa; Chordata; Actinopteri; Salmoniformes; Salmonidae
Source: the annotation of a GenBank genome assembly